Bemisia tabaci is the source of this 565-nucleotide messenger RNA. The record is from RefSeq and is a predicted model, not a curated record. Lineage: Eukaryota; Metazoa; Arthropoda; Insecta; Hemiptera; Aleyrodidae.
AAUCGUGCCUCAAAACAGACUUCAUCUAGCCUAGUUCGUCAAAAUGGUCUACAAGUUCUGCAUCUUGGCUGCCCUUGCAACCGUGGCUAGCUGCGGUUACGCUAGCUCCUCAGCAUACGUGAAGGCAGCUCCAUCACAUGUACAUGCACCGGCGACAUCUUACGGAAGUUACGGCCACGGUACGGAGUCUUACGGUCAAGAGUCAUACCACGACACGCACCCCAGCUACAAAUUCGAGUACAGCGUCCACGAUCCUCACACCCACGACGUGAAGGCACAAGCUGAGUCCCGAGACGGUCACAACGUCAAGGGCUUCUACUCCCUUUACGAGGCUGACGGCAGCAAGCGAGUCGUCCAUUACGCUGACAACGGACACGGCUUCGAGGCUACCGUUCACAAGGAGGGUGGUCAACACCUCAUCUCCGCCCCCGUCAACUACUCGCCUAUCUACCGCGCUGCUCCAGUCUACGAAAAGCUUGUCUGAAACCUCCUGGUCAUUUCACUAACGAGCUCAUUCCCUUCUUUCCCACCUGUCUCUGGUUCUGUUUGGCAGAAAAACCUCCAU